This is a messenger RNA of Neofelis nebulosa (Clouded leopard), 2582 nucleotides long. RefSeq names its product homeobox D8 (gene HOXD8). The coding region runs from base 547 to 1416 and encodes 289 amino acids. Gene Ontology annotation, biological process: regulation of transcription by RNA polymerase II. The record is from RefSeq and is a predicted model, not a curated record. The transcript has 2 exons. NCBI's taxonomy places the organism in Eukaryota, Metazoa, Chordata, Mammalia, Carnivora, Felidae. Gene Ontology annotation, molecular function: RNA polymerase II transcription regulatory region sequence-specific DNA binding; DNA-binding transcription factor activity, RNA polymerase II-specific. Gene Ontology annotation, cellular component: nucleus.
GAGAGGUGGCGGCGGGUAGAGGGUGUUUUUUUCUCUUCCCUCCAGAGCGGGGGUUUGUAAACCGAAGCCAAAGAGUGUCCCCGUGGGCCGGGCGCACUUUUUUUUUUCUUGUCCCGGUGCGCUCAGGGCCGCCUGGUGCCUGAGAGGAAACAGUGGAGGCAGCGGGGCAGGUCACCCGGGGCGUCGGCGAUUAUAUUGUGGCCCAGCCGGCGCGCGCCGGGAAAGGCCGGGCGGGCGUGAGCGCGGGGGCUGGGCGAGGCCCCGCGACCCGCGAGGGAGGCGGUGCGAGGCCGAGUCGGCGGGCGCGAGAGCCGGGCAUGAACGCCCAGUAGCCAAGUGCCCACGGCUGCCGGGCCUCAGAGGCGACGCGCGCGCAGGCGGGCGGGUGGCAGCAGCAACGUAGCCCGGCGGCCCCGGCGGCGGGAACAGCCGCCCCAGAGGCCCCCGCGGCAGUGCGGCCGCGCUGAGGCGCGCUCCCUGCCAGCUCCGCACCGCCCGCCCGGGGCCGCCCUACCUCGGCCCCUGGCCGCCGCCGCCGCCGCCCCGAUGAGCUCUUACUUCGUGAACCCGCUGUACUCCAAGUACAAGGCGGCGGCCGCGGCGGCGGCGGCGGCCGCGGCGGGCGAGGCCAUCAAUCCCACUUACUACGACUGUCACUUCGCGCCUGAGGUCGGCAGCCGCCACGCCGCCGCCGCUGCCGCCGCCCUGCAGCUCUAUGGCAACAGCGCCGCCGGCUUCCCGCACGCGCCCCCGCACCCGCAUCCGUCACCGCCGCCCGCCGGGCCGGGUUGCGGUGGUGGGGGCGGCCCGGGCCCAGGCCAGGACUACUUCCACCCCGGCGGGGGCAGCCCGGCCGCAGCCUACCAGGCCGCCCCCCCUCCUCCUCCGCAUCCUCCGCCUCCGCCUCCCCCCUGCGGCGGGAUUGCCUGUCACGGGGAGCCCGCGAAGUUUUACGGAUACGAUAACUUACAGAGACAGCCGAUUUUUACGACCCAGCAAGAGGCCGAGCUGGUACAAUAUCCUGACUGUAAAUCGUCCAGUGGUAAUAUUGGCGAGGACCCAGACCACUUAAAUCAGAGCUCGUCUCCUUCUCAAAUGUUUCCCUGGAUGAGACCACAAGCAGCUCCUGGUAGACGAAGAGGAAGACAAACCUACAGUCGUUUCCAAACCCUAGAGCUGGAAAAAGAAUUCCUUUUUAACCCUUAUCUGACCAGGAAGAGAAGAAUUGAGGUCUCCCACGCCCUAGCCCUCACGGAGAGACAGGUAAAAAUCUGGUUCCAGAACAGGAGAAUGAAAUGGAAAAAAGAGAACAACAAGGACAAAUUCCCAGUUUCCCGACAGGAGGCAAAGGAUGGAGAAACCAAAAAAGAAACCCAAGAGCUGGAGGGAGACAGAGCCGAAGGCCUGACAAAUUAACUUCUACCUUUAAAUUUUUACCACAGACUAUUAAAACUAAUGAUCAACACAUGCUGUUGGACACCAUCUAUUUUCUUUGUUAGAAAGAACUUUACCUGUAUUUCAAGCUACCUUCAUGUCACUGCUCUUGAGGUUUCUGCGCUUUGAGAGGGGCUUGGGUGUUAAAAAAAAAAGUUUCUAGUAUGGAAUACAAGCAGCCCUUGAGCUGUCCUAUGUAAGGGUAAUUUGAUACUGACCUUGUUGCUAUAUUUUUAUAAUGGUAGUUUUUAAUGUCUGAGCUGGUGAUUCGCCUCAACAACAUAAACUUCCUAAUGAUUAGCACUAAAUAAUUGAAUAUAAAAUGCUUUAUUAAUCAAACAAGUGCACUUGAACACUUAAAAUCAUUUCUUUAUGGUGAGUAAAUUAAAAGAGAUCUAUUAAUUUUUUUAAGAAUUAUGCCUGCAGAAUAUUUACUUUAUGUUAUUUGAUUAAAACAUAUUUAUGUUUUAUUUCUGCUUUUAUAAUGAAUGGUUCGGGUGCCUUUUGUUUACUCCUUAAAGGUUUCUUUGGGUAUUUUGUAAAUGUAAUAUCUCUGGGAAAAGUCUGGGCCAAAUAUUGAAAAAGCACAUGUUAGCUGAAGAGUGUAAUGUGUAGUUCGGCUCCGCAGCUUCCUUAAACUUGGGGAAAACGUUGGGCCAAUGAGAAAAGUUUCAGGAAAGUGUCAAAGUUGACAUUUGAUAAUUUUUCAUAGUGUAUACAAAUUAUGGCAAUUUAAUCAUCUAGAGUGAACGAAUACUUGAAAAGCCAAUUAUAACAUUUUCACUCAUUAAUUUUUCACUCUGGCUAGUCGCCUUGUGGAAUGCCCCUCAUUUCUCAACUUGCUUUCGUUUUGAACUGCGCUUGGCAUCGCCUGAAAUCGCUAGGUCUCUGUGUUGUGGCCGCUGCUGUGAUUCCGUUUCUCUGAAUAGGUGCCAUAUUUAUUUGUAUUCCCUUCGCUCUGUUUGCACGCCCAUUUUGAGCCAACUUGUGUGCGUCUCAGAUGUCGGUUGGUACGUCCUCUGCUGUUCUCCAGGAUGGCCUCACCUAUUGAAACAAGCCCUGAGAGCAAAUGCAGAAAAAUCUUGAGUGUAAACAACCGCUCCAGAACAUAGCUAGCUCCUUAAUAAAGAAAUGAAUCUUUUUCUAGA